Molecule: messenger RNA, 1491 nt
Organism: Prunus mume (Japanese apricot)
Lineage: Eukaryota; Viridiplantae; Streptophyta; Magnoliopsida; Rosales; Rosaceae
Source: RefSeq, a predicted model, not a curated record
AUGGGAGACGAGUUGGAACUCAACAACCUCACCCGACCUUUGAAAGAUUUCACAGUUCCUAAAGCAUUGGACCAGCCGUCUUGCAUUGCAUACUCAACCACUACAACCAUGUUUGAGAUCAAGAGUGGCACCAUUCACCUUUUGCCACAAUUUUAUGGUAAGGCUGGGGAUGAUCCUCACAUACAUAUCAAGGAUUUCUUUGCUGUGUGCGCAACUAUGCACAAUGGAGGGAUUAGUGAUGAGACAAUCAGAUUGAGUUUGUUUCCAUUCUCACUCCAGGAACGAGCCAAGGAGUGGCUCUAUUCUUUGCCUAGUGCAUCUAUCACCACAUGGACAGCAUUGGCUUCCAAGUUCCUUGCAAAGUUCUUUCCAGCUCAACAGACAAACCAUAUUAGGAAGGAGAUCAUGGGAGUGCAGCAACUAGAUGGAGAAUCAUUUCAUGAGUAUUCGGAUCGGUUUCAGAGACUCCUAGCUUCUUGCCCUCAUCACCAAAUUGAAGAUUGGCUACUUAUGCAAUAUUUUUAUGAGGGAUUACUUGAUUCGGAGAGGAUGAUGGUUGAUGCUACUAGUGGAGGAGGCUUGAUGAACAAGAGUGCUACUCAAGCUAAGGAAAUGUUUGAGAACAUUGCAGCAAACUCUCAACAAUUUAAUUACCAGAGAGCUCCCCCAAAGAAAGCAGGCGUUUAUGAGGUAAGUGCUAGUGAUAUUGGUCCUCAAAUCGCUAAUUUGACUAACCUUGUUAAGCAGUUAAUCCCUCAAGCACAAGUGUGUGCCGUGUGUCCUAAUCCCGGACAUCCUACGGAGUCUUGUCCAAGUUUGUAUGGUGAUGGAGAAGAGAUGGCUCAAGCACACUGUAUGCAGCAACAAAAGCCAAGAAACGAUCCAUUUUCUAACACCUAUAAUCCGGGAUGGCGGCAACACCCUAACUUUGGAUGGAAGAACAACCAAAAUGUGCAAACAGCCCCGGUUCAACAAAAUCAGUUUGUUCCUCAACAAAAUGCACCACCACCUCAUGGGCAAGGUAAGUCUUUAGAAGAGUUAAUUAAUUCUUUGGCAUUAAGCACUCAAGGUUUUAUGCAGGAAACAAGGCCAACACAGACACAAAUGUCUACAACAAUCAAGAGCCUUGAAAACCAAGUUGGACAAAUUGCAGCCUCCUUGAGUCAAAGAGAGCCAGGAAAGUUUCCAAGCCAAGUAAUUCCAAAUCCUAAUGGAGGCCAUGAAACAGCAAAGGCGAUUACUCUUCGAAGUGGAAAAGAGGUGGAAAAUGUUGACAAUGAGGAGAGAAAUUCAACCAAAACAGUGGCUGCCCCCUCUCCCAAGCUUACGGUUCCAAGUGACAACUCUAAGGUUUUUGAAUUCAAAGAAGGAGCAAGUUUCAAAAGAUAUUUUAGAGACUUUUCGAAAAGUACAAGUGAACAUUCCCUUGCUCGAUGCGAUCCAACAAAUUCCAAGCUAUGCAAAAUUCCUCAAAGACCUUUGUACAAAUAA